Molecule: messenger RNA, 696 nt
Organism: Didymodactylos carnosus
Lineage: Eukaryota; Metazoa; Rotifera; Eurotatoria; Philodinida; Philodinidae
Source: the annotation of a GenBank genome assembly
AUGUCGGCGUCGGCGUCGGCUUUUGAGGUCGAUCAAUCACAAGCUAAAUUUGUUGCUCAAAGUAGUAUUCUACGUGCAUCGGCUCGUUGCUCACAGACACUAUCAUCCACAAACAUGAUCGAUGACAUUUCUGAAUCAUACAUAAUGAAAACAACACGAACGUUUUCUUCAAAUGCAACUUAUAUGAGGAAAAACAAUGCUGCACCUGUUACUGAAGAAUAUUGGCUCUACUUCACACCAUGUGGAGGUGUUUGUUUUGGUCUAGACAAGAAAUGCGAUGAUCAAUACAAUAUUCGAACUGAUAUAAAAGGAUUAGUAUAUUGUUUUCUACCUACAAGUAUGGAAUCGCUAUUACCGUUUCAUAUCAACGGGUGUUUUGCCCUUUCCACAGAUCGUCGUCGUCUUCUACAAAAGUUUGUUGAUGAUCGAAACAAGCGACAAUAUGAAUGGAAUGAUCUUAUUUUGAAAGCUGUUAGUAAAGCACUUUUACUUGGUUUAGAAAAUGCUUUAAAUGUAUGUGGCCCACAUUCAUUUGAAACAUUAACAAAAUUUUGGUCAAUUCCAAUCAAGUUGCCAUCACUUAAAGCAUUAGAGACGACUUUUUUAUCUUCCAUUAUUGAUCCACUGAAAAAUUUUGCAAUACUCAGCGAUGGCAAACAAGUCGGUUAUUUCCAACUAUGCUGGAUUCCUAAAUAG